Molecule: messenger RNA, 1433 nt
Organism: Rhodamnia argentea
Lineage: Eukaryota; Viridiplantae; Streptophyta; Magnoliopsida; Myrtales; Myrtaceae
Product: caffeic acid 3-O-methyltransferase-like
Exons: 4
Coding region: 159-1247 (362 amino acids)
Biological process (GO): methylation
Molecular function (GO): S-adenosylmethionine-dependent methyltransferase activity; protein dimerization activity; O-methyltransferase activity
Source: RefSeq, a predicted model, not a curated record
GCCAAUAAAACCUUCAAACUUCUCCAAGCGUGCACUAUAAAUCUUGAGGCAAGUUCGCACUCCCAGAUCACGCAAAGCAUCUUCACCAUUUUCUCCUUCAAAUUGAUCAAUUGGCGGAGACCCAAAAGAAAAACAGUCGAAAGAACAAAGAAUAAAACAUGAGUUUGGAGGCAGCCCAAGUCAUUUCAACCCCCCAAGAAGAUGAAGACAUGUUGACAGCCUUUGAGAUCCCCUCAAUGGUUUAUGUUCCCAUGGUCUUGAAAGGCGUUUUUGAGCUGGGGAUUCCGGAAUUGCUGGCCAAGAGUGGCCAGCUCUCUCCCACGGAGAUCGCGGCUCGCCUCUCCAUCGACAACCCGGCCGCACCGGACAUGAUUGACCGGAUGCUGCGGCUCCUCGCCAGUUACUCCAUCCUCUCGUGCACUCUCGUGGAGAACAAAGGCGGCCUCCCUCGGAGGCUCUACGGCCUCGGGCCACGCAGCAAGUUAUUUGUGGACAACAACGGCGCUUCUAGUACCCCAGUUCAUAUUCUACUCCAAGACAAGACUGUCCUGCCAACCUGGCACUGCCUGAAAGAUGCAGUUAAGGAAGGAGGAAUAGAUCUCUUCACCCGCACGCACGGUGUGCAGUUGUUCGAUUACAUGAGUGGAGGCCGAGACCCGAGAUUCGCCGAGAUGUUCAACAACGGGAUGAGGGCUGCAUCGGCCGUGUACUUGCCCAAGAUCGCUCAGCAUUACCGCGGGUUCUCAAAGGUGAAGACGGUGGUCGAUGUGGGCGGUGGCAUCGGUGAGACCCUGAAGAUCAUGCUUGCCAAGAACCCCCACAUCCGUGCCAUCAAUUUUGACUUGCCUCAUGUGAUCGCAGCUGCUCCUCCAAUUCCUGGUAUUGAGCAUGUUGGAGGAGACAUGCUAAAGGCCGUUCCUAAAGCAGAUGUCCACUUCAUGAAGUUCAUUAUCCACGGUGGGGACAAUGAGUUCUGCGUGAAGGUGCUCAAGAAUUGCUGGAAGGCAUUGCCGCCGACGGGCAAAGUGGUGAUCGUGGAGGUGGUGCUCCCAGAGUAUCCGGGGACGGAUGAGCUCUCGCGGAGCUCGUACUUGAUGGACAUGAACAUGCUCAGGAUCACCCCAUGCGGGAAGGACCGGACCCGGGGGGAGUACGCCGAACUCGCAAGGGCCUCUGGGUUCCACGACCCGAAAUAUGUUCUGCGCGCGUUCAACGUAUGGAUGAUCGAGCUUCACAAGAAAAUCUGAUGAUCGCGAUGGUCAAUCGCCUAGUCUCUGUUUGAUGAUGGUUUCAUUAUGUUAACAAAAGAAUUUCCUGUCGUUCGAGUGUUUUAAGCAGUUGAUGGAGAGACCAUUCAUAUGUUGACAAGUAAUGGUUUGGUGCUUUGAAAUAAAAUGAGACUUAAAAACAAGGCGCAAAAUAUAUUUGAGGAA